Molecule: messenger RNA, 975 nt
Organism: Darwinula stevensoni
Lineage: Eukaryota; Metazoa; Arthropoda; Ostracoda; Podocopida; Darwinulidae
Source: the annotation of a GenBank genome assembly
AUGAAGUUGAGCUUCAAGACAGCAGCCAUGUCUAAUAAGUACAAUUUGAAGUGGAACUCGCAUCAUGCAGAAACAUUUCUCAGCUUUGAAAAUCUCCGUCACCGGGAGAUGUUCGUGGACGUGACUCUGUCCUGCAAUGGGCAGUUUGUGAAAGCCCACAAGCUGGUCUUGUGCGCGGGAAGCGGAUACUUCGAGCGCGUCCUCGACAAGGAUGGACCUGUGAUCCCCAUCAUCCAUUUCUAUGGUGUGGAAAUGCAUCUGCUCAAGCUCCUGGUGGAGUUCAUGUACUGUGGAGAAGUGGAGGUUCCUGCCUCAGAUCUUGAGAAAUUCAUUGAAGUUGCUGAGAACCUGGAGGUGAAGGGAUUGAAGGGUGAGAAGUCUAAGAGAGAUAUGCACGGUGCUAGUGGAACUACCAUUCCGGUGUCUGACGUCGAGGAUGCCCUGGCCCACAAGCGGAAGAUUGCCUCCCAGGCCUGGCAGGGACUCGGGGAAUGCCACUACCCGCCUUCCAAGGUCUCACGAUCUCACGCUCCCAUGCCUCGAUCCAAGCCACGGUUCAUCGGACCGGAUCCCCAACGAUCUGGGGCAGCACCCUCCCCAUCUCAAGCUCAUCCUGAAGGAAAUGAGAGCACAUCAGCUGAUGGAGUGAUGAUAAAAAAUGAGUCAGAAGUAGAUGAAAUCGAUGAUGCCCAAGAUACAUUGGAUUCAACUUCCGUAGCUGCUGAAGAGGGUCAGUGGGAUGAGCACUCUCAGGCCUCUUAUUUUGCUGAGGGAAUGGAAGGAGAGCCUGAAAUGCCGGUGAAUAUCCCUCCAGAAGUUGACCCCCAGACUCUCGAGGUUGUUCAGAAGUAUGUCUGGUGUGGCUGGACACAAAGUGGGAUGAGACUCUUUUUCUGUGGCGCCUGCUAUUACAAGAGUUCACGCAAGGACAAUGCUGUGACUCACAGUCGUCAGCACACUCAGGAAAAGCCUUAC